CAAUGGACACUUGGCCACGUGUCGCUGUAUAGUUGCGUACUCGAGCUGGGCCAUGUCCAGCGAGCAGUGUGCGGGCCCCGGCGUGGCCGACGCUAUCUGUGUAACGAAGGGAAAGUAUUGUGUUGCGGAACCGCGCGCGUCACGCCCCGCCUGCUACACUUGUCGGAUUUUAGCAUGAGCUGGCCGGCGUCAAGGUGAUCGACUGUGGCCGCCCGUUGUCGAAACCACACCGGUCUCGCUCAAUACGUUACCACUCCGAUCUACCCGUCUGCUAUUGCGCAAUUAACACCCUCCAGGUGACCGAUUCGUAAUCCUUGGCGUCGCUAAUCAUCAUAAUGCGGCUAGCUUUCUGCACGUUUUGUUUGUUGGCGACGGUGGCGCUAUCUGUGAGUCGUCCGUACGACCCAGAAGACCAUGGCUUGAAGGAUGUGCUGCCCUCUGACGGGCAGUUCGAGGCGUUUUACCCGCGUGAAGCGCACGGCAUACCGAACGGUUCGUCGCGACCUGCGCAUGGGCACGGUAGUUUCUACAAGCACCGCAACCCGGCGCUAGUUGACGUCAAAAAUGCAGCCGCGUAUGGUUACCGGUUUGACGGCAUGAGGAGAUUCAAUUUUGACGAUGAGUGAACAGUUAUGUAUGUAUAGUUUAUGCUAAUGUUGACUACAUAAAUGUAUAAACCUCUUGUCUUUGAAUAUAAAAGUUUUGUAAUGAA
Messenger RNA from Helicoverpa armigera (cotton bollworm), 712 nucleotides. RefSeq lists its product as uncharacterized. The record is from RefSeq and is a predicted model, not a curated record. The transcript has 2 exons. Lineage: Eukaryota; Metazoa; Arthropoda; Insecta; Lepidoptera; Noctuidae. The coding region runs from base 336 to 626 and encodes 96 amino acids.